ACAACAACACAAACCCGAAAGCAACCAACCUUGUUACCGAGGUCACAACUCACAACAACUCUUGUUCUGAAACAAACCACUCUCUCUCUCUCUCUCUCUCUCUCUCUCUCUAACCCCACACACCGUUUCUCUGAAACUCCAAAAUAUCUCAGACCAGUGUUUGCGUCAUUCUGAUUUCUUCCCCUUAUCUAUCUUCACCGGCAUUCUCAGCUAUGUUUUGAUGUGAAUUGUGGUUCUAGUUGAUUUUGCUGUGCCAACUCUAUUUGGAAAGAUGGGUAGCACGUUCAAUGCACAGAUUUUAGUGGACAAACUAACCAAGCUGAAUGGUUCACAGGCAAGCAUAGAGACUUUGUCACAUUGGUGCAUUUUUCAUAUGAACAAAGCCAAACAAGUUGUUGAAACGUGGGCUAGACAAUUUCAUUCAUCUCCUCGUGAGAAGAGAUUGGCAUUUCUGUAUCUUGCAAAUGAUAUCUUACAGAACAGCAGGCGAAAGGGUUCUGAAUUUGUAGGCGAAUUCUGGAAGGUUCUUCCAGGUGCUCUUCGAGAUGUGAUUGAAAAUGGAGAUGAGUUUGCGAAGAAUGCUGCACUUCGGCUGAUUGGUAUAUGGGAAGAGAGAAAAGUCUUCGGUUCUCGUGGUCAAAUCCUCAAGGAAGGGAUUGUUGGGAAAAAUGUGGAAAACAAUAGCCGUGAUGCGAAACCAAUGAACAUGAAGCUGAGGCCAUCUGCUGGGGAUGCACUGGAGAAAAUAGUUUCAGGUUAUCGUGUUAUUUAUGGAGGGCAGACUGAUGAAGAUGCUGUGUUAAGCAAAUGCAGGAAUGCCAUUAGUUUCCUUGAGAAAGCAGAUAAGGAAAUAGGUCAUGAUAGUGAUUCAGGGAAACUCCAGGGACAUAAUGCCACACUAAAGGACUGCAUUGAGCGAUUAACAUCAAUUGAAUCAUCAAGAGCCAGCCUUGUGUCUCACCUGAGAGAGGCUCUCCAGGAUCAGGAAUUCAAGCUGGGUCAGAUCCGUUGCCAGAUUCAGGCUGCGCGUGUUCAGUCAGAACAGGCAGGUGGACAAUUACUGAAUGGCAACAAUGUGCAGCCAAUAACUGAGCAGAGCUCAAAGGAAAUUCAAACCUCCAUGGCCCCAGCAAGUUUUGUUUCUGCUGGUGACAGGGAGCAGUCAGCUCCAUUAAUGUAUGCUCCACAAGUGUCAUUUGCUCAAAAUUCUGGACCUAAUGAGGAAGAUCCACGCAAGUCGGCAGCCGCCGCAGUGGCAGCAAAGCUGACUGCAUCGACAUCCUCUGCCCAGAUGCUGUCUUAUGUGCUGUCCUCAUUAGCAUCAGAAGGCGUCAUAGGCAAUCCAAUUAGAGAUUCCUCUGCCGAUUAUCAACCUGAGAAGAGGGCCAAGCUCGAGAACGACCAGUCAUCUUAUAUGCCAUCUCAGAGUUCUCAACAACCACAACUUCCUCCCUUUUCGUUCUCUGAAUCUAUCCUACACAAUGCGGCAUCUACAACCAACCAGCAAUCCACUCCCAAUGAACCACCACCUCCACCCUCAUCAUCUCCUCCCCCGUUGCCGCCACUGCCACCAAUGGCACAGUACCCUGUGCCGCAGUACAUGCAGACUUCUGGAUCUGUUAACAAUAUGACAUACAGUUAUAGCGUGAUACAACAACCAUCAAUGGCAGCAUUUCCAGCUGUUGGGCCUUCUCUGAAUAAUGCCUCUUCUUUUGCACCUCCUAUGAAUGCAUAUCAGGGUUUUCAGGGUCCAGAUGGGAAUUACUAUAACCAUCCCUCAUCAAUGCCUAUGACUCCUAUCUCUCGGCAGUAGUUGUUGCUUAGAACAGCCUUUUCGUACCUCUUUCACAGUUUCACCCAUAACCUUGCUAUUGGAGUCUGAUUCUUACUAUACAACAUUACUAUCAGAUGUGCACUAGGACAAUGUUUUUUUCUUGAGCAGGUUAUUUAUCUUUUGAUUUGUAAUUUAGCUGAUAUUGUUACCCUGGGGGCUUAUUUAGAUGUGUGGUUUUGGAGGGUUGUUAGGCUUUGUACCCGUUUGGAUGCAAACCCUAAGAGCACUUAUUGAAGCUUAUUUGUUAGUGUUUUUUCUAGUAGAUAAGCUCCAAUAAGCUCUAAUAACCCCGUAUCCAAACAGGCUUAACUGCUGAAUUAGUUAAUGUUGUAGUUCUUCAUAAAGUGAAAGCCAGUUUGCAUAUCUUCCAAAGAUCACAGCGUCUUCCCUGCAGGUGGACAGUUUUAUGUACAGACCAGUCUGUGUAUUUUAUGGAUUUUAUAUGUUGUGCUGGGGCCAAAACUAUGUAGGACCCAGUUAAUUAUAAACACUAAUUUUAUUUUUGUUAUACAUGACAAGAUUUGUUUAAGAUUA
Messenger RNA from Lotus japonicus, 2368 nucleotides. Its product is annotated as UPF0400 protein C337.03. The transcript has 8 exons. Gene Ontology annotation, cellular component: RNA polymerase II, holoenzyme. Gene Ontology annotation, biological process: mRNA 3'-end processing. Lineage: Eukaryota; Viridiplantae; Streptophyta; Magnoliopsida; Fabales; Fabaceae. Gene Ontology annotation, molecular function: RNA polymerase II complex binding. Bases 272 to 1813 code for a protein of 513 amino acids. The record is from RefSeq and is a predicted model, not a curated record.